Molecule: messenger RNA, 3364 nt
Organism: Chinchilla lanigera (long-tailed chinchilla)
Lineage: Eukaryota; Metazoa; Chordata; Mammalia; Rodentia; Chinchillidae
Gene: Klhl32
Product: kelch-like family member 32
Exons: 11
Coding region: 438-2300 (620 amino acids)
Molecular function (GO): protein binding
Source: RefSeq, a predicted model, not a curated record
CCGGCGUCUGAACCGCCCAGGCGGCCGGCUAGGUGCGUCUCGGGGCUGACGCGGCCGCCGCGGGCAGAGCGAGCGGGCCGAGCCACCUGCGGUGCGGGCUGGGGCUUUUUAUUUACUAGGGAACACUGUUUCCCGGAGGGGGGGACCGGGAGCGCGCAGCGGCGCGCACACACACGCGCGCGCGCACCGACACAAACGCUGGCGCGCCGGGUCUCCGCUACCGCAGCCCAAGCCCGCAGAGCGGAGCCGCUGCGGUUUAUCUUACCCCGGGCGUCGUGGGGCGAAGCAGAACCAUUGUGCAUCGGCGAGAGCCCGGUGCCUGCGCUGCCACGUCGGGUACAAAACCACGCAGACCGCUCAACCCACCGGCAGCUGGAAUGCUUGCUGAUCCUUCCGUUGACUUCUAAGACCGGGAGCCUGAGGACCCCAGCUGGAGAAUGCCUUCUGAACGUUGCCUCAGUAUUCAAGAAAUGCUGACAGGGCAGAGGCUCUGCCACUCAGAAUCUCACAAUGACAGCGUCCUGGCUGCACUGAAUCAGCAGAGAAGUGACGGCAUACUCUGUGAUGUCACCCUGAUUGCUGAGGAACAGAAAUUCCAUGCUCACAAGGCAGUCCUGGCAGCAUGCAGCGACUAUUUCCGGGCAAUGUUCAGCCUCUGUAUGGUGGAAAGUGGAGCUGAUGAGGUGAAUUUACAUGGCGUGACCAGCCUUGGUUUAAAGCAGGCUCUGGAGUUUGCCUACACAGGACAGAUUUUGUUGGAGCCAGGUGUGAUCCAGGAUGUAUUAGCGGCUGGCAGCCACCUACAGCUGUUGGAGCUUCUCAAUUUAUGUUCCCACUAUCUCAUCCAGGAAUUAAAUAGCUUUAAUUACUUGGAUCUGUACAGACUUGCUGACCUCUUUAACCUCACUUUGUUGGAGAAGGCAGUGGUCGAUUUCUUAGUGAAACAUCUCUCUGAACUCCUGAAGAGCCGCCCAGAAGAUGUUCUGACGCUUCCUUAUUGCCUGCUGCAGGAGGUCCUGAAGAGUGACCGGCUGACGUCGCUGAGUGAAGAGCAGAUCUGGCAGCUAGCUGUGAGGUGGUUGGAACAUAACUGCCAUUACCAAUACAUGGAUGAGCUUCUGCAGUACAUCCGCUUUGGCCUCAUGGACGUGGAUACUCUCCAUACAGUUGCCCUGUCACACCCCCUGGUCCGGGCGAGUGAGACUGCAACAGCCCUUGUCAACGAGGCCCUGGAAUACCACCAGAGCAUCUAUGCACAGCCCGUCUGGCAGACCUGCAGGACCAAACCACGCUUCCAGUCAGACACUCUGUAUAUCAUUGGUGGGAAAAAGCGUGAGGUCUGUAAAGUCAAGGAACUUCGCUAUUUUAAUCCUGUUGACCAGGAGAAUGCUCUCAUAGCUGCUAUUGCCAACUGGAGCGAGCUGGCUCCCAUGCCAGUGGGAAGGAGCCAUCACUGCGUAGCAGUCAUGGGGGACUUCCUGUUCGUAGCAGGAGGGGAAGUGGAGCAUGCCAGUGGCAGAACGUGUGCUGUGAGGACUGCUUGUCGCUAUGACCCCCGCAGUAACUCCUGGGCGGAGAUAGCACCUAUGAAAAACUGCCGGGAGCACUUUGUAUUGGGUGCCAUGGAUGAGUACCUCUACGCAGUCGGGGGCAGAAAUGAACUACGGCAAGUUCUGCCUACAGUUGAGCGAUACUGCCCCAAGAAGAACAAAUGGACUUUCGUGCAGUCCUUUGACCGAUCCCUUUCAUGUCAUGCUGGAUAUGUGGCUGAUGGUCUUCUUUGGAUAUCAGGUGGAGUAACUAACACAGCACAGUAUCAGAACAGAUUAAUGGUGUAUGAACCUACCCAGAAUAAGUGGAUAAGCCGUAGCCCCAUGCUGCAGAGAAGGGUCUAUCAUUCCAUGGCUGCUGUCCAAAGGAAGCUUUAUGUCCUUGGAGGCAAUGACCUUGACUACAAUAACGACCGGAUCCUUGUGCGUCACAUAGAUUCCUACAACAUUGACACUGACCAGUGGACACGUUGUAAUUUCAAUCUGCUGACUGGCCAGAAUGAAUCUGGAGUUGCUGUCCAUAAUGGGAGAAUAUAUCUAGUUGGUGGAUAUUCAAUUUGGACAAAUGAGCCUCUGGCUUGUAUCCAGGUAUUAGAUGUAAGUAGAGAAGGCAAAGAAGAAGUAUUCUAUGGACCCACACUCCCAUUUGCUUCUAAUGGAAUAGCAGCAUGCUUCCUUCCAGCCCCAUAUUUCACAUGCCCUAACCUCCAAACUCUUCAAGUGCCUCAUCACAGGAUUGGCACCAUCUGAAAAGCCACUGCUCGGUUAAUAACCCUCAUGAACAGGGGGAAGAGCAAAGGUCUGACCUUUGGAUUCUGGGGAUGAAAAGCCUGAGUGCUCAAUGCGUCCUUGUCCUGUUUUCUAUAUCUUAUAAUCAGAUAAAUAUUAGCAAAAAACGAACGAUUUUCUAAAAUACAUUAUUAAGAACUCUUCCCAGUGUAUGCCAACAUACAAAAUGUAUGACGUGUACUGUGGUGUAGCUUCGUGUCAGCUGAAUGGUACAUUAUUGUCCGAUGGGUGUUUAAAGCAUUCUUUGUACACUCUUUCUAAUCAGUGCUAUCUAGGACAACCUGACACUGUUCUUAAGACAUUUUCAUACAACGGCAUCAGUGAUCUUAAAAUCUUCCUAUGUACCCUUCCCAUUUAAACAUGGGCUUGUAAUUUUUCUUUUUAAAAUUUAACAUUAUGCAGCCUUGCUCAGUUGAGAUUCAGCGUUAUGACAUCAUAAAUUUUUAAGUGCCAUAUUUUAUUCAAGGUGACAGAAAUAACAGAAGUACACUGGAACAGCAGCUGGCAUACCCAUAUUUUUGCCUUGGUUACUCUGACCUUGAGCCAAAACUUUUUCAUCGUCCUUCAGUUUUCCCACCUUUUAAGGAGCAUAAUUAUUGAUUUCCAUAUUCAUUCAAAAGAAUGUCAUGAGGAUUAGGUAAAAUGCUGACUUUGCCUAAUUAAAAAAACUAUAAAUUAUGAGGUAUUUUACUGUCUUGAGAACCCUAUAAUUGGAGGAGGAGAUAAUUUUUAAGUUUAGAAAUUAUUAGUUUGGAAAACAUGCUAUGGGAUUCUGAAAAGCAUGUGAAAAAGACAUGCCUUUCCUAAGUAGGAAGAGGACAUUUACCAACAUGAGACACCUCAACUUGUAUAAAUACUUGCUCAAAUGAAAAUAAUUCUCUUAAAUAUCUCACUUUAAAUCAUUUAGUGAAAAAUUACAUUUUAAAACUUUAAAAAGUUGUACUAAUUAUGGUAACAAAAAGUGCUUAGACAUAAAUUUGAACCUAGAAUUGGCAGUUCUAAUAAAAGUUUUCCACUUUGUUAAA